Salvia hispanica is the source of this 932-nucleotide messenger RNA. The record is from RefSeq and is a predicted model, not a curated record. NCBI's taxonomy places the organism in Eukaryota, Viridiplantae, Streptophyta, Magnoliopsida, Lamiales, Lamiaceae.
AUAACACACAACCUAAUCCCAAAUUAAAUCCUCCUCUCUCACUCUCUCUGUUAAAUAUCUUCUCCUCCAUAACAGAGUAACAGCAACCCCUCUCUCUCUCCGUAAGCUAGGAAAAAAUACAAAUACAAAGCCACUAAAAUGGAGAACUCUUCCCUAAUUCAAGAAUCCCAAAUCCCCAGCCCCACCGCCAAUCCCCUCCGCCACCGCCCCUCCUCCAUCCCCAUCACAAGAUCCGACCCGAACAACCCCUACCCGACCACCUUCGUCCAGGCCGACACCUCCUCCUUCAAGCAGGUCGUCCAAAUGCUCACGGGCUCCACCGAAUCAAAUCCAACCCGCAGCCCGAUUCCGCCCAUGAAGACCGGCCCGCGAAAGGACAAGCUGUACGAGCGCAGGAACAGCCUCAAGAACUUCAAGAUCAGCCCGCUCGCCCCGGGCUUCCUAGCGGGCUACUCGGGCUCGCCCCGACCCGCCACGCCCGAGUCCCUCUCCCCGAGCAUCCUCGAUUUUCCGUCGCUCACGCUCAGCCCCGUCACGCCCCUCAUACCCGACCCGUUCAAUCGCGGGGCGAGCAACUUGAACACCUCGGCCGAGGACAAGGCAAUUAAAGAAAAAGGGUUUUAUUUCCACCCAUCGCCGGUUAAUACUCCCCGGGAUUCGGAGCCCCGCCUUUUGCCAUUGUUUCCGGUCACUUCACCCAGAGUUGCCGAUUCUUGAGUGAGUUCUUGUUUUUUUUUUCAAUCAAUUUUCAUUAAAUUGGUAGCUGUGUUUCGAUAUGUCAUGUACCAUUCAUUCUCAUGUUGUAUAAUCAAUCACAAAGAUUUGAUUUUGGGAUGAAUCCAUGGAAAAAAUUUGGAGGAAGAGUAAAUUUAAAUUAAACUCAUCUCAUGUAUGAUGUGUAAUUAAUUAAUGGAUUUAUCUUUCUUUCUUAA